AUGCCGGAGCAAGACGCCCUCAUUCUGACGUUCUCCCAUUUGGCGGACUUUCCGCGCGCAAGCGAUGCGCUUCAUAUGCUGAAGAAGGUGGCUUCUCUGGUCAAGCCCAUCAUGCGAGUGCGAGGCUGGAAGGUGCGAGAGCUUGCCGAGUUCUACCCGGAUCAAGCAAAUCUCCUUGGUCUUAACAUCAACAGGGGCCAAAGGAUUCUGGUCCGGCUACGGUACCCCGGGGACCGAUCGCUCUUCCUGCCUAUAGAACAGGUAGUCGACACGAUGCUUCACGAGCUUUCCCAUAUCGUUUUCGGACCGCAUGAUGGCAACUUCCAUGCACUCUGGAACCAACUACGAGACGAACACGAGUCACUCAUACGCAAGGGAUACACAGGCGAAGGCUUCUUGUCAGAAGGUCACCGGCUGGGAGGUGGCCGGAUACCCAUGCACGAGGCUCGCCGCCUUGCUCGGACAGCCGCUGAAAAGCGCAAGUCGUUGACAGCUGGUUCAGGACAGAGGCUCGGCGGUUCUGGUCCCAGUAUCGGCUCAGACAUCCGGCGGACGAUUGUUGGUGCCAUCGAACGCAGGAACAACACACUGCAGGGAUGCGGCAACACCAACCACAACGAUCGGGAAAUCCAGCAGAUUUCCGAGACGGCCACUAGAAACGGCUUCCGCACCCAAGCUGAAGAAGAUGCCGCCAACGAAGCUGCCAUCGCGCAGGCGCUCUGGGAGCUCGUCCAAGAGGAGGAACGUCAGCGCUACGGUGGCUACUACAUCCCGCCAAGCGCACAGAACCCUACCGGCAAUGGUGGCGGUUCAGUCUGUUCCUCCUCCGAUCCCGGGACCGGCAACAAGGCCCCCACCGGUGCCCAGUCCCCGGACUCGACCGCCGGCUGUUUCUGCGCCGGCGUCCCAGUCGGCUCCGCAACGGGGUUGGACAUGUAG
This is a messenger RNA of Colletotrichum spaethianum, 939 nucleotides long. RefSeq names its product DNA-dependent metalloprotease WSS1. Bases 1 to 939 code for a protein of 312 amino acids. The transcript is spliced from 3 exons. NCBI's taxonomy places the organism in Eukaryota, Fungi, Ascomycota, Sordariomycetes, Glomerellales, Glomerellaceae. The record is from RefSeq and is a predicted model, not a curated record.